Molecule: messenger RNA, 321 nt
Organism: Prorocentrum cordatum
Lineage: Eukaryota; Dinophyceae; Prorocentrales; Prorocentraceae
Source: the annotation of a GenBank genome assembly
GUGCUUCGACUAUCAUGGACUAUACAGCCAUCAGCGUGAUCAAGCAGAUUACAAACAAUUACAAGCUGAAGGGGAAAUCGAUCACUUUCCAAACGGUGAACGAGAGUAGCGUGAAGCUCAUCGAGAAGGCGAAUCAUUUCGCGAAAGACAUCGACUAUCUCUGGCGGGGGCCACGCGCGCCCUCGAGCUGGACGACGUGCAGCUCCAGGACGUCGCCGCGGGUUUCCAGGCCGACCCCAUGGCCCAGGCAGGCGGGGCCAUCGACGCCCUCGCGCGACAGUGGAGCGAAGGCGCGGGCGAGCUCACCGGAUUCUACCGCAC